CUAUUGAACGCUCGCGCGACACAGAGAAAGUAGACCAAGGGGCAGAGACACUUUACCGACUCUUUCACACGGCGGAACACGGAGAAGACAGACACUUUCGCCUUUUGUCGCUGCUAUGAAACAACUUUUAAUUCCCCUGCUUUGGCCAUCACGCUCACUUGUGGAUUUAGAGGACUUUAUGGAGAUGCACUUUGCUUGAUCUUGAGGUUGUUGUUUUCACUACGUUUGCUAGGAUUUUAAGUUCCUCGGUUUGUGCAGUUGGAAACAUGCCGGAGAAAAUAAGUAUUUCGGAUUUCGUUUCUUUGGCGAAAGAGGACCUAUCGUCUCCGGGAAGCUCUGGAUUCCAGUCUAAAAUGAGCGACUGUCGCAGCACCGUGGCCGCUCUCGAAGAGUCUCUAGAGCAGGACCAGAUGUCUCUACAGAGGAUGAAGAAAAUUGUAAAAGCCAUCCACAACUCUGGACUCAAUCAUGUGGAGAGUAAGGAACAGUACACAGAGGUUCUGGAGAAUCUGGGGAACAGUCACCUAACGCAGGAUAACAACGAGAUAUCCACAGGCUUCCUGAACCUGGCUGUGUUCACGCGAGAGAUCACUGCACUCUUCAAAAACCUGGUGCAAAACCUGAACAACAUAAUUUCUUUCCCUCUGGAGAACGUGCUAAAGACUGAGCUGAGAGACAGCAGGCUGGAGCUGAAAAAACAGAUGGAGAAAAGCUGGAAGGAUUAUGAUGCUAAAAUAGGCAAGCUGGAGAAAGAAAGGAGAGAGAAACAGAAACAGCAUGGGUUGAUUCGGUUGGAAUCAACAGACACGGCAGAGGACAUGGAAAGAGAAAGAAGGAACUUCCAGCUGCAGAUGUGUGAGUAUUUACUGAAGAUUCAGGAGCUGAAAGUUCGUCAAGGUCCAGAUCUACUGCAGAGCCUGAUUAAGUACUUUCAAGCCCAACUUAAUUUUUUCCAGGAUGGACUGAAGGCUGCAGAGCAUCUGGGUCCAUUUGUGGAGAAGUUAGCAGCCUCUGUACAUACGGUUCGUCAUGAGCAGGAUGAAGAAGUAAAGCAGCUCUCUCAAUUGCGUGACUCACUCAGAACACAACUACAGGUUGAUGGCAAAGAGGAUUUUCUAAACAGGAAGAACUCUGGCCAUGGAUAUAGCAUCCACCAACCACAAGGCAAUAAGAAAUAUGGCACAGAGAAAUCUGGAUUCCUUCUUAAGAAGAGCGAUGGGAUCAGAAAGGUUUGGCAGAAGAGGAAGUGUGGGGUAAAAUAUGGCUGUCUCACCAUUUCACACAGCACGAUCAACAGACCACCCGCAAAGCUCAACCUCUUGACGUGUCAGGUGCGGCCCAACCCUGAGGAAAAGAGAACGUUUGAUUUAGUUACACACAAUCGCACAUACCAUUUCCAGGCUGAGGACGAGCAAGAAUGCAUGAUAUGGGUUUCUGUGCUGCAAAACAGUAAGGAGGAGGCCUUGAACACGGCUCUCGGAGGAGAUCAGCUCCAGUUCCAGGACAGUGGUCUGCAGGAGCUUGUCCGAGCUGUGAUCUCAGGCCUGAGAAACCUGCCAGGCAAUGAGGCCUGCUGUGACUGUGGAGCUCCAGAACCCACUUGGCUCUCCACUAACCUGGGCAUUCUCACCUGUAUCGAGUGUUCAGGAAUCCAUCGUGAGCUUGGAGUACAUCACUCACGAAUUCAGUCUCUCACUCUUGACGUACUGAGCACAUCUGAGCUCCUGUUGGCAGUGAGCAUUGGAAACGCCAAGUUUAAUGACAUCAUGGAAAUUAACAUGCCCAGUGAUGCAGUCAAGCCCCUUCCAAAAAGUGACAUGACAGCGAGGAAGGAGUACAUUGUAGCGAAGUAUGCAGAGCGACGCUACAUCCUCCCAAAAGAACACUCUGAAGCGUAUCAUGUGUAUGACACUGUGAGGAACAAAGAUCUCACGUCACUGCUACAGCUCUAUGCAGAGGGAGAGGACCUGUCUAAACCAGUGGCCACACCUGAAGGACAAGACCUGAAGGAGACCGGUCUUCACUUAGCUGUGCGCAUAUCUGAGAAGACUUCUCUGGCUCUGGUGGAUUUUCUAGCUCAGAACUGUGGCUGCCUGGAAAAGAAGACAGCAGAAGGAAACACAGCGCUUCAUUACUGUGCAUUAUACAACAAACCAGAGUGCUUGAAACUUCUGCUCAAAGCAAAGGCGGUUUUACACACAGUGAACUCAGCGGGUGAGACGGCUCUAGACAUUGCCAAGAGACUGCAGCACAUGCUGUGUGUCGAACUGCUGGAAUUGGCCCACAGUGGGAAGUUCAACUCUCAGAUCCAUGUUGAAUACACAUGGGAGACGCCACAGGACAUGUAUGACAGUGAAGAUGAUCUGGACGAAAGGGUAAGUCCCCAUCCUAAGGGCUCACGUUCUCCGCUGCCCCUUACUGGCAGCAAUAGGCACUGCUUGGCUGCAUGGAAUUUAAAUAAAAGCAGUCCGGCCAGGACCUAUGAGAACAUUGACUUCCUAUAUCGAAAUCCACCCAACAACAGCGCCCCCACUAAUGGCUCCAUGCCUCCUCCCCUGCCAGCUAAAGCAAUACAAAGAGGCCGUUCAGAUCCUCAGAUCUCGGGUUCCAUUCCAGAGACUCACGCCCCCUACCGCCAGAGUUCCCACCCCACCAGCUGCUUUCAGAGAAUCAGCACUUCAUCCCCUGUGACGGAGUCCCCUGGACCAACACCUUCACGCUCUCAUAGUACUGGAGGGUCAAAGGGACAUAGACAGACGGUGUACUGGGAGGGACAAUCUUUCUCAGGGGUCGAGGGCAAAAAUCACUCUACCUCACCACAGAGUCAGAGAGGACCUGUCAGUUCAGAGAAGACGACCUCAUAUCGCCGCACGAGCAGCGGCAGUCAAGGAAAUAGUUUGGCCCCAUCUCCAGGGUGUGCAGGCAGUCAGGAGGAACUCUACUGCAGUCCAGUGGGCGGGGCUCCCAGUCCUGCACCUCCGCCAGCGAAUGCUAACAACAGUGCCACAGUGCCAAUCAUACUGCCGCCACCUCGCUCACGCAAAAAUGCCAUGAUCUCAUUAAGGGAGAGACCCAAAAAGGUCAGAGCGUUAGUUGACUGCAGAGCAGUUGGUGCCAAUCAGCUGGCUUUCUUUAAGAACGAGGUCAUCAUAGUGACAGCAACUGAUGACCCACACUGGUGGGUGGGCCAUAUAGAGGGAGAACCAUCUAGAAGUGGCUCUUUUCCAGUCAACUAUGUCCAUAAAUUAGGAGAAUGAGAUGAACCUCCAUGAUCACUCCCAUUACACCACAUGGAACUGAUCUAGACUGUUGCUUUUAUCUUCAGAGCCGCUAGACCUAGAAGCUGUGGAGGCCUGAAAUGCACUUAGAAGAUGAAAGACUGGAGUUCAGACUCUUCCACAGCAUUAGUGUGGAUGCUGUAAGAUGAUCCACUGAUCCAUUUUUUAGCGCUGCUUAUAACAUAUCGCAGCUGUUUAACUGGACUGAAGGUUUGGCAGGUACAUCAUGAAUGACUGGACUUGGAACAGGCAGAAAAUGGAUGAAAGCUGACCGGCUUUUGAAACUUCCUGGCUUUGUUGUUUAAACAAACAACAUCACUUGUUCUUAUUGAUAUUGGCGUUGAGGCAUUUGUACAAACACUUGGACUUUGAGGUCUCUUAAGAGAUUGUCGCCCAGACUUUGAGGCACUGGGCUCAUUUACUGAAGCUCAUCCU
Molecule: messenger RNA, 3713 nt
Organism: Sinocyclocheilus grahami
Lineage: Eukaryota; Metazoa; Chordata; Actinopteri; Cypriniformes; Cyprinidae
Product: arf-GAP with SH3 domain, ANK repeat and PH domain-containing protein 1-like
Exons: 26
Coding region: 267-3257 (996 amino acids)
Biological process (GO): cell migration; positive regulation of GTPase activity
Cellular component (GO): cytoplasm; focal adhesion
Molecular function (GO): protein binding; GTPase activator activity
Source: RefSeq, a predicted model, not a curated record